AACCUGAAAAUAUUUAUGUGCAAAAAGUUCUAUUCCAUCUUUAAACCAAGUUAUUUGAGGUCUUGGUAAACCUUGUGCCAUGCAGAAGAAUGUAAUUUUUCUUCCUAGCAUGUAAUCAAGUUCAAAAUGGGAACAUUUCACAAUUCGAGCACCCUGCAAACAAUAGUGUAGGCUGUUGGUAGUGUAUUGUUUUGGUAAUGACUAGAUUUUUCACGUGUAACAAUUUAGGAAGUGAAUCAAUUCUGUAAUUAUUAAAUACUAAACCCUAUUAAUUUUUUUAAACAUAUUGUUAUACUUACAUCUUUGUGGUCAUAGUAAUUAGCACUUGCUGGGUUGUGUCGAAUGAGAACAGGCAUUCUAGAUCCAUACCCUCGUUUGCCCCCUCCUCUGCCUUUACCCCCUCCUCUGCCACCUCCUCCACCUCGUGCACCUUCUGUUGUUUCCAGCCAUAACAAACAGCAUAUGCACACACAUAACAGAACCAACUGUUGACAUCGGAUCGCCAUCGAAAAGUGCAAAAGUGGCACAGCCUCAUAUAUCAUAGAAGUGUCCAUUUAAUAGCACUUAGGAUAUGAUUGCAACAUCUCAUAUGUGGAGAUGAUGAACUGCAUGGGAUUAUGGAAUGUACCUUAUGUCAGUGCUUGCUACUUGAUUAAUGCAUCAGUAAUCAACAAUCCUGAAACAAGACCUAUAUACAUUGAUGAACAGCUGGAUCCUGAUAUGUCUUUCUGCAAAACUAUGAGGGACCGGAAUGUUUUCAUGUACGUAAGCAAUCGAAUGGAUUUUGGACAUUUGGUAAAUGGUGAUAAUUAUGAUACAACCAAGACAAACAGUGAAAUGUACCAACUAUUAGAUAAUCGUUGGGAUUGGGAACAACGUUAUCUCCAUGAAAACUACUCUGAGAACUUCAAUCCAAACAAGACAGCCAUGCAGCCUUGUCCAGAUGUUUAUUGGUUUCCAAUUGUUAAUCCUCGCUUUUGUAAGGAAUUCAUUGAAAUUAUGGAAGCAUUUGGUCAGUGGUCUGAUGGCACAAAUAAAGAUCCCCGAUUAUUGGGUGGCUAUGAGAAUGUCCCUACCAGAGACAUUCACAUGAAUCAAGUUGGUCUUGAGCCACUUUGGUUGGAAUUUCUGAAACAGUAUGUGAGACCAUUACAGGAAAUGGUUUUCACAGGUUAUAUCCAUGAUGAUCCAAGAAUAGAGGGUGGUUAUGAAGCUGUCCCCACUCGUGACAUCCACAUGAAACAAGUGGGUCUGGGCGAUAUGUGGGACUUAUUCCUUGAAGAGUUUGUGAUGCCUCUGCAACAGAGUGUUUUUAUAGGUUACACCAAUCCACCUCGCUCUUUAAUGAAUUUUGUGGUUCGUUAUCGGCCCGAUGAACAACCAUCUCUCAGGCCUCAUCAUGAUUCAUCUACAUACACAAUUAAUAUAGCACUCAACAGACCAAAUAUAGAUUAUAAGGGUGGAGGAUGCCGAUUUAUUCGGUAUAACUGUAGUGUUACUGACACCCGUCUUGGUUGGAUGUUAUUGCAUCCUGGUCGCCUUACUCAUUAUCAUGAGGGUCUGCGUGUCACAUCUGGUACUCGUUAUAUAAUGAUAUCCUUUGUGGAUCCAUGAAGAAAUAUUCCGUCUUCUAUUGGCUGUGGAUACAGAUUGCUGCUUCAGAACGGUGCUACAAACAAAAACUAAUCUUUUAGGAUUGUUUUUGUUUUAAAGUAAUGGUAACUAAAAAAUACUAUAUACAAGAUGUGACGUGAUUUUUCAUUAAGGUCUAAUGUGUUAAAAUUAAAAUUAAUUUUCAGACCUAAUUUUGUGAAAAAGUGAGUAAGCAAGCUGUCUGGUAGUACAUGCUUCAUUAAGUGUGUUAUUUGUUGCCCAAAGAAAUCAAUCUGUACAUGGGCUGGAUUAUUGCAUUACAUGAGAAAUAAGUACCUAAACAUAUAAUUCGAUAAGUUUUCAGUAAGUCUGAUAAAAUGCUGAAGUGCAAUAUUGCAAUUAGUGAUGUGAUUCACACAUAAAAUAAUAAUUUCAUAUUCUCUUUCAUCCUGUAUGACCACACAACUAAAAAUGUUUCUCAAUUUUUCUGUCAUUUUUAUUUCUGUGGAGAUAAUUAUUACACCUUCAUUUUCAUUAAAUAGAUUUAAAAUUUUUUUGAAAUGUUAAAUUGUUGGGGGUUUGUUUUGCUAAUUUUCCCUCUUCAUUCUCAGUGUUUGUACUUGUGGAAUGCAUUUUAUAUUCAAGGAGUAAAAGCAAAAGAGCAUGCUAUGCAAUAUUAACAUUCUUAUGAUUUACACUGUUUAUUUGUUUUGAUAAUGAAUGAUUGAACUAGAAUAUAUGUUUUCUUCAAAAUAUUGUUUUAAACUAUAUAUACUGUAAAAAUGCUACUCUAAUUCUAAAUAUAAUAGUGAAACAUGUAUAUGAGGCUAAUGAAGCAGUAUUAUCAAACUUCGUGUAAUUUGUGAGUAAUUUUUUGUGGCCUAAUAAUGAUUUAAUACAAUGUAUUUUAAUAGUGCAUACAUAUAAAAAUAGGCCAUCAUACAUUUGUAAAAUCUUAAUGCCAUUGGUGAAAAUGCUGGGACCAUUUUGAAAUCCUUUCCUUCAUUAUUUGUUAUACAGAGCUGUUAACUAAUUAUUUACUUAAUACAUUUUAUUAAUAUAAGACUUAAAUAUUUUAUAUAUUUUACUGAUUGAUUUAAUGUAGUUGGAUUUGACAAAUCAUGCACAUACUUUUUAUGUGUAGGUAUUAUUUGUAGAUUUCUAAUACUCAUUUUCUUUCUGAGCUGGCAGUGCUGCUUAAAGCAGUGUAUUAUAUAAAAGUUACCCAAGACAGAAUUGUUCCUAUUAGUAAGUGUAAUGGAAAAAGAGAAUUUAAAAGGUGCACUAGUCAUCAAAAUUAUGAAUCAAUGUAAAUUUAUGUGUACAUGCAAUUACAGAUCUAUAGCUUUUGAAUGUAUAAAAAUAGACUUUGCCUAUUCUUUAAUUAAAUUGGGAGCUACAUGUGACAAUAUAUUAAGUCACAAUAUCUGAUCUCACAUUGAUUUGCAUUAAUGAUAAUUGUUUGAAAGAUGCAUUCCAAUAAUAUAGUAUGUGUGCAUACUCAAACUCUUUUCAUUUACUAGGAAACAAUUCUCUCUCAAAACAUAUUGAUGUGUGAACAUUACAUUAAUAAACGAUUGUGUUCAUCUAAUGUGGAUAAAUAUGUAUUAAGUGUAGUUGUGGAACAUGUAUGAUAUGAAUGAUAGAUAAUGAAUAUCACAAAAAAUAUUUUCUCUAGUUUCAUUUGCUAAGCCUGUUUUCAAUCAAGCUUAAAGGGAAAUUUUAUGAUAAACAUGUCCUUUCAAUAUUUACUCGGCUGUCCGGGUGACGCCGCGUCCAUGGCGAAGGUGCCGACGUUUCGGUCGCCAUUCUGCGACCUUCCUCAGGGCGUAAUGCCUUGCUGCCUGAG
Molecule: messenger RNA, 3442 nt
Organism: Gryllus bimaculatus (two-spotted cricket)
Lineage: Eukaryota; Metazoa; Arthropoda; Insecta; Orthoptera; Gryllidae
Source: the annotation of a GenBank genome assembly